Molecule: messenger RNA, 645 nt
Organism: Sungouiella intermedia
Lineage: Eukaryota; Fungi; Ascomycota; Pichiomycetes; Serinales; Metschnikowiaceae
Source: the annotation of a GenBank genome assembly
AUGUCGUCUCAAUUGCCAGAAUUGAAGAAAUUGACUCUUCCAACUUUAAAGUGGAAAUAUGAUGCCUUGGAGCCAUACAUUUCUGAACAGAUCAAUGAAAUUCACCACCUGAAGCACCACAAAGCAUAUGUCGACGGAUAUAACAAUACUGUCGAGAAAUUAGUUGCUGCAAUUGUGAAAGAAGAUGUCAAGCAAGUUGUGGAGUUGCAGAAGGCUCAGAACUUUUUCAGUGGAGGAUACAUCAAUCACGUCCUCUUCUUUAACAAUUUGGCACCCAAAUCUCAAGGUGGAGGAAACCCUCCAUCGACAGAAUCCGCCUUUUACAAGAGGGUUAUUGAGCAAUACGGAAGUCUUGAGAACUUGCAAGGCAUAACCAAUGGUCGUUUGGCUAGCAUCCAAGGCUCUGGUUGGGCAUUCAUUGUUAAAAAUCCCGAGAAUGGAGGAGAAUUGGAUGUAGUGACCACUGCCAAUCAAGACACUGUUCUUGCACCAUUAAUUCCUUUGGUAGCUAUUGAUGCUUGGGAACAUGCGUACUACUUGCAAUAUCAGAACGUGAAAGGAGACUACUUCAAAGCAAUUUGGAAUGUCAUUGACUGGGGAGAGGCUGAGAAAAGAUAUGACAAUGGACCAAUUAGCCACUACUGA